Messenger RNA from Cryptococcus wingfieldii CBS 7118, 597 nucleotides. RefSeq lists its product as hypothetical. The transcript has 2 exons. The record is from RefSeq and is a predicted model, not a curated record. Gene Ontology annotation, cellular component: mitochondrial large ribosomal subunit. NCBI's taxonomy places the organism in Eukaryota, Fungi, Basidiomycota, Tremellomycetes, Tremellales, Cryptococcaceae. The coding region runs from base 1 to 597 and encodes 198 amino acids. Gene Ontology annotation, molecular function: structural constituent of ribosome.
AUGGCAGCACGCAGAGCAUACUCCUCCCUCCCGGCCCCCCACACCGGUGCAGGCCCCUCCCUCAACGCCCGCUUCAUCCCCGCCGCCGACCUCCCCAAGCCCCUCUUCCGCCGCAUCGCCUCCCAGCUCGCCCACCUCCGUUCCCAGGGCAAAGACCCGGCGACCGUCUCUAUCCCCAACCCCUUCCUGCUCCACCGUGCGAGACAGAGGCAGGAUGUGUCGGCGCUGACGGGUCUCGAGAGGUUUUACUGGCGAAAGCCGCAAUUUUCCGCGAGGAGACAAAAGUUGCUGCUGCAGCAAUAUGACCCGUCCAUCCUCCCGCCUUCGCCGCUGAACCCCACGGCAGAGCCCAGACCGAUACAGUGGGAGGACGGCACGGUGAUUAACUGGCAGGGAGAAGUAUUGGAAAAGGCCGCCAAGCAGUCACCGUAUGACGGUAGAAAGGUCAUGUUCAAGGGGCAUAUCGAUGAGAGGAAUAAGCCGCAAAAGGUCGCAGACAGGCAGGAGAGGAUGAAGGGGAUGGACAAGAGGAUUGCCGCUUGGAGAAAGAGCAAGGCCGACGACAAGAUUAGAGCGAGGCCGUCAUUACCAUUCUAA